CAAAUUCUGUGGAGGAUUCCCUUCUGAAAUUUGGAAAAUGCAUGGAGCCGCAAUAUGGCUUCCACCGAAAGCUUUUUCUUUGCCAAUUAUCAUCCGAUUUUUGGGAUAGAAUUAUCGAAAAUAAAAUUUAGAAUCGAUAGACCCAUUAAAAUUGAUUGUUAAGUAGCCCUACAAAGUGACAAAUAAAAAGUUUUCAAUUAAGAAGGAUGGAAUUUGGGCAAUUUUUUCGAGAACUCAUUAUUUCAACAGUAUGUUGGCUUCUGAUCAUUGAGCUGCUCAUAUUUUAUAAGAGCGCCUACUUUAACGAGAUCCAUGAGCUAAUAUUCAAGCCUUACAAGGAGGAAUUAAAAGUCUAUGAUAUUGGAGCUCGAAGUCAGCAUUGGGACGAUGAUGGGAUAGCUCGGCUGCUUGAGGACAAUGUCCGUGUUCAUUGUCUUGUUUACUUGGAGCCUUCGGAUCAAAAGUUUGGCUUUCUGAAAAUAAAACACAUUCAAAAUUCCUGGGCUCGACGCUGCAAUCAUCUGAGCAUCGUAAGUCUCUGGGAGACCACCCUGCCAGCUGCCUGUCGACAGGCUUACGAGGAGUUUCAUGAAAGUUUCGACUGGCUCUUGGUCGUGUAUUUGGAUUCCUAUGUGAUAGUGGAGAAUCUUCGCUUUAUGUUGGCUCAUUACUCGCCCAACAAAGCUGUAUAUUUUAGUGCCCAUCACUCCUUCUAUAUAUAUGCACAUGUGGGCCAGGUGGAUACCACGGAUUACAUAUUUAGUCGAGAGGCUUUGGAGCAACUGUCCACAAGGAACUGUCUGCAGGACAAUGUCUACUUGGAGGACUGCUUGAGAAGGAUGGAGAAGGGACCCAGCCAGAGUCUUCAGCCCUUUAACGUUCCGGGUAACGUGGUGCCCUUUACUUUGCGUCAAGAGUUUUGGUUGUGGCCCUGCAUAUACCUCUUUGUCUAUGAAAACCAGAGUAGGGAGGACUGUUACGGCCAAGGAGUAAUAUACCCUUUUGCGAGUGGUAAGCAGAUGAACAUCCUGGAGUUUUUCCUGUACCAGCUUCGAGCCUAUGGCCAUGUCAACAAACUACCAGAACUAAAGUCAGUGCAUUUCCCCAAGAGGAUAUCUGCCAGGCCGCGUAAUGAUAAAGUGGCUCGACACCUUUACAGUUCCGUAAGGAUCAUUUGCCUGGUCUUGACCUGGUCAAAGAAUUACAUGAAAGGAAUGAAAGCCAUCAGUGAGACCUGGGGCCGUCAUUGCAACCGGGUGAUCUACUACACUAACUCCUCGAGGAGCAACAUGGCCGAAGUAGAGACUGUGGCUCUGAACAUAAGUGAUAGCUACGGAACACUCUGGGGCAAGACCAGGGCCGCAUUUAGGCACGCCUACAUGCAUUACCACUCCGAGUUCGACUGGUUCUACAAGGCCGAUGACGACACCUAUGCCAUUAUAGAGAAUAUGCGCUAUUUCCUCCAGCCCUACUCACCUGAAUCGAAGAUAUAUUUUGGAUCCACAUUCGCUAAAGGGGAUAGCAUAUACAUGUCCGGGGGAGCUGGGUAUGUCCUCAGCCGGAAAGCAGCAAGGAUCUUCGUGAAAUACGGAAUCAGGAGGAAAAUAUGUUAUUCGGAUGUCCAUGGCACCGAGGACUUUGAGAUGGGAAAGUGUCUCAGCAAAUUGAACGUAACAGCCGGUGAUUCCAGAGACGUCUAUGGACGCCAUCGAUUCUUUUCUCUUUCCCUGGGACACUUUAUAAUACCUGGUUAUGAUGAUCAAAGUUUUUGGCUGAAGAACUACCUUCAUCAUGAAUUUAGCCCGGGUAUGGAAUGUUGCUCAACUUAUUCAAUAUCAAUGCACUAUAUGACACACCACGAUAUGUAUUUUCUGGAAACAAUUUUAUACAAAUCGCGACCGUAUGGGAUUGUAAAUGGACAUCCUCCAUCUAGAACAUCAAGAUUAGCCACAAUUAAGUUGUAA
Drosophila ananassae is the source of this 1964-nucleotide messenger RNA. RefSeq lists its product as uncharacterized. Lineage: Eukaryota; Metazoa; Arthropoda; Insecta; Diptera; Drosophilidae. The coding region runs from base 207 to 1964 and encodes 585 amino acids. Gene Ontology annotation, cellular component: membrane. The transcript has 3 exons. Gene Ontology annotation, molecular function: N-acetylgalactosaminide beta-1,3-galactosyltransferase activity. The record is from RefSeq and is a predicted model, not a curated record.